AUGGUCGCCAAAACAAAGGUCGGCGAGAACCAUGUCAACGAUCUCGCUGAGAUAUUCGGCCAAAUCCGAGCUUAUAACAUGAGACUUAAUCCAGAAAAAUGUGCCUUUGGUGUCCAAGCAAGAAGGCUUCGUCCCUAUUUUCAGAGCCAUACAAUCAACGUUAGGACGUCCCAGCCACUACGCCAGAUACUCGCCAGACCCGACCUAGCAGGGAGGUUGAUCAAAUGGUCCAUUGAACUCUCGGAAUUUGAUAUCCACUACCAACCUAGAUCAUCCGUCAAGUCACAGUAUUUAGCCGAUUUUGUUGCUGAGUUUACAGGAUCAAGCCCAAAUGAAGACAAUGAACACUGGGUAUUGUUCGUCGAUGGAGCAUCAAACACCCAAGGAUCAGGUGCAGGGAUACUCUUGGAAAACCCCGGAGGAGUUAUUGUUGAACAUUCUCUCCGAUUUUCCUUUAGAGCCAGCAACAAUCAGGCCGAAUACGAAGCCCUCAUUGCGGGGCUCAGGUUAGCAAUUGAAUUACAGAUUACACACAUAGAAAGAGAGCAGAAUUACAGAGCAGAUACAUUAUCUAAAUUAGCUACAAGCCAGUCACACAAUGCUUCGCUUUUACAGUCAACUUUGCAGGAGCCGAGCAUAAAUAUGAUCGGCAAUUUUCAAACCGAGGAUAGUUGGCAAAAGCCAUAUAUCCAAUACCUUAAAAAUGCAGAACUUCCACUAGAAGUACAAGACACAAAAAAGUUUAAGAGGCAGGCAUCUUUCUUUACAUUGUUGAAUGACCAAUUAUAUCGACGAGGUUAUUCUCGACCAUUGCUGAAAUGCUUAGACAGGACCGAAGCUGAAAUAGCCUUAGCUGAAGUCCACGAAGGCAUCUGUGGAACACAUUCAGGGGCAAGGAGCCUAGCACACAAGAUCCUCCGUGCCGGUUUUUACUGGCCGACCUUAUUGGAGGACAGUAAGAAAAAAGUCCGAACUUGUGAUCAUUGCCAAAAGCACGCCCCUACAUUACAUAUCCCAGCCGAAGAAUUACACCAGUCAACGGUAAGCUGGCCAUUUAAUAAAUGUGGAAUUGAUAUCCUCGGACCUUUUCCAACUGCACCAAGACAGAAUUUAAAAGUCAAACAACAUUUUUCUUCAGUUGAACACCCCCAAUCCAAUGGUUUAGCAGAAGCUGCCAACAAGGUCCUCCUCCAAGCCCUACGAAAGAAACUCGACGACGCUAAGGGCUUAUGGGCCGAGCUUGUUCCGGAGAUCUUAUGGGGAUACAAUACCUCGGUACAUUCAACAACCAAGGAAACACCAUUUUGUUUGGUCUAUGGUUCGGAUGCAAUGAUUCCAGUUGAAAUAUCACAAAACUCCCUAAGAACGCAACAUGAAGCACAUGAUGACUCCCGCCGAGCUGAACUUGACCUGGUUAAAGAAGUUCGAACCAUAGCAGCAAUUCGGCAAAAGGCAUUGCAGCAACGAAUAGCACAACGUCAUAACAAGACCGUCAGACCGAGAUCAUUUAAUCAGGGUGAUUUGGUGUUAAGAAAGACUGAAACAGCGCGUAAACAACCUUCCCAUGGCAAGCUCGCCGCAACAUGGGACGGACCUUACAGAAUAAACAAAGUGAUCGGCAAGGGUGCAUAUCAUCUAGAAGAAUUAGAUGGAACGAUACUACCUAACACUUGGAAUGUCAGUUCAUUGAAGAAAUACUUCAGCUAA
This is a messenger RNA of Arachis ipaensis, 1707 nucleotides long. NCBI's taxonomy places the organism in Eukaryota, Viridiplantae, Streptophyta, Magnoliopsida, Fabales, Fabaceae. The record is from RefSeq and is a predicted model, not a curated record.